This is a messenger RNA of Dipodomys spectabilis (banner-tailed kangaroo rat), 3398 nucleotides long. RefSeq names its product PMS1 homolog 2, mismatch repair system component (gene Pms2). Bases 38 to 2602 code for a protein of 854 amino acids. Gene Ontology annotation, cellular component: MutLalpha complex. The transcript is spliced from 15 exons. Gene Ontology annotation, molecular function: ATP-dependent DNA damage sensor activity; ATP hydrolysis activity; mismatched DNA binding. Lineage: Eukaryota; Metazoa; Chordata; Mammalia; Rodentia; Heteromyidae. Gene Ontology annotation, biological process: mismatch repair. The record is from RefSeq and is a predicted model, not a curated record.
AAGAACCCCCGCGGUCUCCCGGAGUCGCUCGGAGUCCAUGGAGCUUGCCGCGGGAUCGAGUACAGAGCUCACAAAGGCCAUCAAACCUAUCGAUGGGAAGUCAGUUCAUCAGAUUUGUUCUGGGCAAGUGGUCCUAAGUUUAAGCACUGCUGUAAAGGAGUUGGUUGAAAAUAGUGUGGAUGCUGGUGCCACUAGUAUUGAUCUCAGGCUUAAAGAUUAUGGGGUGGAUCUCAUUGAAGUUUCAGACAACGGAUGUGGGGUAGAGGAAGGAAACUUUGAAGGCUUAGCUCUGAAACAUCAUACUUCUAAGAUUCAAGAGUUUGCUGACCUCACCCAGGUUGAAACUUUUGGCUUUCGGGGAGAAGCUUUGAGCUCACUCUGUGCACUGAGUGAUGUAACUAUUUCUACCUGCCACGCAUCUUCAAAAGUGGGGACCCGACUGGUGUUUGAUCACAAUGGGAAAAUUAUCCAGAAAAACCCCUACCCACGGCCCAAGGGGACCACAGUCACUCUGCAGCAUUUGUUCUAUACGCUCCCUGUGCGCCAUAAGGAAUUCCAAAGGAAUAUUAAAAAGGAGUAUGCCAAAAUGGUCCAGGUGUUACAGGCAUACUGUAUCAUUUCAGCAGGUGUCCGAGUAAGUUGUACCAAUCAGCUUGGACAAGGAAAACGGCAGCCUGUGGUUUGCACUAAUGGAGGCUCCAGUGUCAAAGAGAAUAUUGGCUCUGUGUUCGGGCAGAAGCAGCUGCAAAGCCUCAUUCCUUUCAUUCAGCUGCCCCCUAGUGACUCUGUCUGUGAAGAGUAUGGUCUUAGCUGUUCUGAGGCGCUGCACAAUCUGUUUUACAUCUCCGGCUUCAUCUCACGCUGCACGCACGGCGUUGGGAGGAGUGCCACUGACCGGCAAUUCUUUUUCAUCAAUCAUCGGCCUUGUGACCCAGCAAAGGUGUCCAGACUUGUGAAUGAGAUCUACCACAUGUAUAAUCGUCAUCAGUAUCCAUUCGUUGUUCUUAACAUUUCAGUUGAUUCAGAGUGUGUGGAUAUCAAUGUAACUCCAGAUAAGAGGCAAAUUUUGCUGCAAGAGGAGAAGCUUUUAUUGGCUGUGUUAAAGACUUCACUCAUAGGAAUGUUCGAUAGUGAUGUGAACAAACUCAGUGUCAACCAACAGGCACUGCUGAGUGUUGAAGGUAACUUGAUAAAGAUGCGUGGGACGGAAGCAGAAACACCUCUGCCAGACAGUCCUCCUUCGUCUAGCACUCAGGAAGAAGACAAAAGGUCCGUGUCCAUUUCCAGGCUGAGAGAGGCCUUUUCUCUUCGUCAUCCUGCAGAGACCAAAUCUCCAGGCCCAAGGACUCCUGAACUGAGAUGGAAUUCUCCAGUACAGAAAAAGAGGGUACCCUCUAGUGCCUCCAAUCCUGCCUCUGGCAGAAGCCUGCAGGGCCCUCUGGAAGAGGUGGUGACUCACAAGGACUCAGAUGGCCGUGGGGACAGAGUGGAAGUGGAGAAAGACUCGGGGUACACCAGUACAUCAGCUGCCCCAGAGGAAGGGUUCAGCCCCCCGGAAGUGGGCAGUAGCAGUAGCGACCAUGCAGAGAGCUCCCCAGAAGACAGAUUUUCACAAGGAGACAUGGACUCUGGUGAGAAUCUACCUGAACUGGACCAACCCCCUUCAGCUGGGGAGUCAGAGAAGGAAAAAGAUGGCCCCUGUCAACUUCUGCCUCCUCAGACACAUCUCUCCUCCUCCAGUGCUAAGCGAUUUAAAAAAGAAAUUCCCUCAAAUACCAACACUCCCCCAAAGUCAGCUACCACUGAGAACGCCUCAGCAGCCCAAGUGGAUGUGGCUGUGACAAUUAGUAAGAAAAUAGUGCUCCUUGCCUUUUCUAUGAGCUCUUUAGCUACACGAAUAAAGCAGUUGAAUUGCCAAAGACAACAAAGGGAAGGCAAACCGAAUUACAGGAAAUUCAGGGCAAGGAUCUGUCCAGGAGAAAACCAAGCAGCAGAAGAUGAACUAAGAAAAGAGAUAAGUAAGUCAAUGUUUGCAGACAUGGAGGUGCUUGGUCAGUUUAACUUGGGGUUCAUAAUAACCAAGCUGAAGGAGGACAUCUUCCUGGUGGACCAGCAUGCAGCUGAUGAGAAGUACAACUUCGAGAUGCUGCAGCGUCACACAGUACUCCAAGCACAGAGGCUCAUUGUACCUCAGGCUCUCAACUUAACUGCUGUCAAUGAAGCUAUCCUGAUAGAAAAUCUGGAAAUAUUCAGAAAGAAUGGCUUUGACUUUGUCAUUGAUGAAGAUGCUCCAGUCACUGAAAGAGCUAAACUGAUUUCCUUGCCAACUAGUAAGAACUGGACUUUUGGACCCCAAGAUAUAGAUGAGCUCAUCUUCAUGCUGAGUGAGAGCCCGGGGGUCAUGUGCCGGCCCUCCCGAGUCAGGCAGAUGUUUGCCUCGAGAGCCUGUCGGAAAUCUGUGAUGAUUGGAACAGCUCUUAACACCAGCGAGAUGAAGAAGGUCAUCGCCCACAUGGGCGAGAUGGACCACCCCUGGAACUGCCCCCACGGAAGGCCGACCAUGAGGCACAUUGCUAAUCUGGAUGUCAUUUCUCAAAGCUGAUCCUCCUCACAUCCUAAAUGAAGUUUUUCAUGCAGUUCUUCCUGUUUUGAAAGGCAAAGCUUUGUCGUCAUUAUUGCAUCAAACCUAACCUGCUACUUACUUAAGAAUAGUGUGCUAGAUGCAUUUGCAUUUUUAAAUUAUCUUAGGUUGGGCAUGGAGGUCCAUGCCUGUAGUCCCAGCUUCUCAUGCUGAGCCUGGAAGAUUGCUUCAGCUCCAGAAUCAGAGACCAGCCUUAGCAACAUAGUGGAAUCCAUCUUGGAAAAAAGAAAAAGAUCCUAUUCAACAUUGUGAACUGCAUCUUUUCAGCAUUUGAAUUUUGUGUACAAGCUAGAACAUAUUUUAUAUCCAGAAGAGGGCUGAGAGCGUGGCACAAGUGGUAGAAUGCCUGUCUACCUAAGUUCAAGCCCAGCACCACCAGAGGGGAAAAAAAAACAAAAAACAAGCACUUUGGAUGUUACCCAGGCUUCUGUUCUGCCUGGAGAUAUUUUCGCUUGCAACUUUCAGCCGUAAAUAAUAAAAUAUUACAUUGGCCUAAUUUAGUAAACUUUAAACUUAAAAUUAAGGUACCUUUUGAGUUUGUGCUUCUCAAAUAAUGCAUCACAGUAAGUGGCUCCCACCUGUAAUCCCAGGUGUGCAAAAGGCUGAGAUCAGGAGAAUGAAGGAUUUAAGGCCAUCCCUUGGCAAGAGAAAGGAAGACUCGGAAAAAUAAUCACAGCAAGCGAGGCUGGAGGUGUAAUUCAAGUGGUAGAGAACCUCCGUAACAGCCUGACGCCAGUGGCUUAUGCCUGUAAUUCUA